Molecule: messenger RNA, 965 nt
Organism: Phialemonium atrogriseum
Lineage: Eukaryota; Fungi; Ascomycota; Sordariomycetes; Cephalothecales; Cephalothecaceae
Exons: 2
Source: RefSeq, a predicted model, not a curated record
AUUCUCGAACCAGUAGGGAAGCAAAGCAUUUUUUUUUAUUAGCUGCUCUCCAUUCCGUAGAGUUUCGUCGGUCAAGUAGCUGCAGUUGAGCCUCUUUCCCUGCGAGAUGAGGCCAGUCCCUGCAGAGCCUUAUAUUUAGCCCGUAAUCGUAUCGCACCUCGUGCUUCCUUGCUGUUCUCGCCAACCCUUCCCUGGACCCCUAACUCCGGCAAAGUCACGAUUCACAGCAGGUGUUAGAUUGCGAGAUGGAGCGGACCAAAUACACCGUUCAACAAGGUGCUAUCGAGUCUGGAACGGUUGACGAGGAUGCCGAGUCUCACCAGCAGACUGCAGACUUAGGUGCGGGUAAAAAAGGGCAUUCCAGCCAUGGGAGUACCUCGCCUCAACCUUUGGGCAAGCCACAGCCCUACAGCCACCAUGAUCAAACCCACCCAGGGCUCCAACGGGAAGAACACGGCGCCUUUCCGCAGGGGCAGAUUACAACCCCGCCGGCCCAGCAAGCUUCCCAAACUCGCCUUUUCAACCAGACAGGCUCCCCGUCUAGUCAUUUGGGCGCCCGAUUUGAUCGGGUAGUGCAGGGCUAUUCCGAUCAGGUCGAUGACCAGUUGGGUCGUCUGACCUUGAAUGAAGGGUUCAUUCUGGAACCUGGUCGAUUCGAUGAAGCCGGUGCUUGGUUGCAACAACCGAGAGUGAUUGACGAGGCAGGGUGCGAACAUGACAGGGAUGCAGACGGGCAGAGGAUCUGCGCUUGCUGCCCGUGGCACUGUAAAGCCUUGGCUGCACCAGCACUGCCUCCAAUUCCUGAGCCCGUCAAGGACAAUCCUAUAUACCGUGGAAGUGCCGAUUUGUUCAAGAAAGCUCACAAGGACUGGAGAAAAGGUAAUAAAGAAUGGGCCAAGGUAACUUGCGAUUGCGGGCACGGGUACUACUGUGAUGCUCAUGGACUAUGGGUACCGGGCGAUGCA